Monodelphis domestica (gray short-tailed opossum) is the source of this 2455-nucleotide messenger RNA. RefSeq names its product carboxypeptidase A3 (gene CPA3). Gene Ontology annotation, biological process: proteolysis. Gene Ontology annotation, molecular function: zinc ion binding; metallocarboxypeptidase activity. Lineage: Eukaryota; Metazoa; Chordata; Mammalia; Didelphimorphia; Didelphidae. The record is from RefSeq and is a predicted model, not a curated record.
CCUGAGAUUAGAACGGGGGCAUAAAAGUCCCAGAUUGCAUUUUCAAAGGGCAAGGGAGAACCAUGAAGUUGAUAUUACUUCUGACGUUGAUUGUCCCAACACUCGCCAGCCCAAAUACGCUCCGCUUUGACAGGGAGAAGGUGUUGAGGGUGAGGCUCCAGGAUGAAAAACAAGUGAGCAUCUUCAAGGACUUGGCUGACACUGUUCUGCUUGACUUCUGGCAUCCUAGUUCCAUUCAUGAUGUUGUACCUAAAAUGGAGGUGGACUUCCAUGUUGGCCAAGAUCAGUUCCAACACGUCCAGUCUGUUUUGGAUAAAAAUAAAAUGCAAUAUGAAGUCCUGAUUUAUGAUCUGCAAGAAGAGAUUGAAAAACAGUUUGAUGUGAAAGAUGAUAGUCCUGGCAGACACAGCUAUUCAAAAUACAAUGAAUGGAGCAAGAUCGCUGCUUGGACUCAACGAAUGACAGAAAAAAGUCCAGAAUUGAUCUCUCGUCUUGAAAUUGGAAGAACUGGGGAAAAUAAUCCAAUGUAUGUUCUCAAGGUUGGGAAAAAGAGUGGAAAGAACAGGGCCAUUUUCAUGGACUGUGGAAUUCAUGCACGAGAAUGGAUUUCUCCUGCCUUCUGCCAGUGGUUUGUCUAUCAGGCCACCAAAACCUAUGGAAAAAAUAAAAUUAUGACAAAACUUCUGGACAGGAUGAAUUUUUAUGUCCUUCCUGUAUUCAAUGUUGAUGGCUACAUCUGGACUUGGACCAAAGACCGAUUGUGGAGGAAAAACAGAGCAAAGACUUCCAACUCCAAGUGCAUAGGGGUCGACCUCAACAGGAAUUUUGAUGCUUCAUGGGAUUCUAAGCUUGGGUCAAACAAUCCUUGCAGUGAAAUCUAUCGGGGAAAAGCACCUGAAUCUGAAAAAGAGACUAAAGCUGUGGUUGACUUCAUUCGAAAAAAUCGUCAUGAAAUUGAAGCCUAUCUGUCUUUCCAUGCCUACUCCCAGAUGCUCCUGUUUCCCUAUGGCUACACUGAAGCCCGGGUACCCAAUGAUGAUGAACUGAGCAAAAUUUCCAGACUUGCCACAGAAGCUUUGGCAACUCGAUAUCAAACACAGUAUGUCUACGGACCCAUCGCAACAACAAUUUAUCCAACUUACGGUUCAUCUAUCGACUGGGCUUACGACUUUGGCAUCACGCGUUCAUUUGCUUUUGAGCUCCGAGAUAAAGGCAGAUAUGGUUUUCUCCUCCCAGAAUCUCAGAUAAAGCAAACCUGUAAAGAGACCAUGUUUGCUGUCAAAGCUAUUGCUAAGUAUAUCCUCAAAAAUCCUCUUUAAACAUCUUUUUUUUUCCUGUUCUAUAAUAAGCCAAUUAAUUCCCUUUUCAUUGUAAUAGAUAUAUGUAACUUCCAUAAUACUCUUACCCUUGGAUGAAUUAUCCUCAUUGCUUGGAAAAUUCUUAUUCUCGAGUCUUAAUAACUCCAUUCAACUAAUUUCUUUAUUAAUUUUCCCACUAACUCAGUUAGCUUUUGCUUGCCACAAUACACAGCCUAACAAAGGGAAUUAAAUCAAGAAAAACAAAGAUCUUAGAUCUUUUUUCAUGCAACUGCAAGAAAAAAAGAAAGUUUUUCCUUUGCAUUCAACACAGUUGAUUGUUCUGAUGUUGUUUACAUAUUACCGCUUUACAUAAGUCCAGGAGAGGCUACUAUCCAUUCCCUUCAUGAAGUGGAUUACAAAAAGAAUUUGAGGUUCAGAGAUGGUUUGAGUUUUACAUGACCUUAAAGACAUGGAAGAUUCCUAAUGGCCUCAUGCCUCCUGAAUCAUAGGACCAAGCGGAAUAGUCAUAAUAGUGGCAUAGAGUCAGAACACUCAGGUUCAAAUCUUGCCUCUGACAUUUAUUACCUGUUUGACCUGGACUCAAAUUUUUCAUCUGUCAAGUGACACAUUUGGACUAAUCCAACAUCUUCAUUUUACUGAUGAGAAGAUGGAAGUCCAGAAAAGUGAAGCCAAUUACUCAGUAAAGCAGUUAAUUUGUGGUAAAGCUCUCAUUCCUUCUUAGGUCUCAUUAUACUUAGUCCAAUGGUGCCUUUCUACUUCUCCUGAAUCAUAUUUUCCCACUGUGGCUUUGUUAUCACACUGCAAAUUUCCAGGCUCAAAUAUACCCAUAUAUCCUUCUUCUCCCCAUUCUUAAAACACACACACGCAUGCACACCCACACACUUCACAUACACACUUAAACGUUAGAAGAUACAUCUACUCUUGAAGAUUCUUAUACAACUAUGCUUUCAUUCAUUAAAAUGGGUAAUUAAGAACUGAUGACAUAUUGUAUCAUUCUGUGAAAAAUUACCUGAAAUAUUCUUAAGUUUGAUUUCUCAACGUACAUUUGUUGAAUUAUACAAAGUAAAUAUGGAUUUUAUUUCUAUAUAGACUAAAGAAUGCUAAGGUAGGAAAUAAAAUGAUCUGUAAUGGAAAAA